AUGAUUGAAAUUGAGAGUUGCAUUUAUGUUCCUGAAGAACCUCCAUUUGUCGAUCGACAACACUAUCGCAUUCAAGACUCAACUCCCUGGGCUUGUACCGACGCCACAAUGGUCCCUAUAUUAGGACAUCUCUUUGAUGUCUAUACUUCUGCUCCUCGCGGUGACUCCGAUAAUGCUGCGUCUUGGUUAACGUUUCAGGGCCGCUGCAUCGCUCGCUAUUCUGAGCCAAACAUAGCCAUUUUGUGCAACUCCUCAUCGUACCAUAACGAGAUUCCACAUCGACAUCGACGUAUACCAUACCCUAUCGUCAGAGGCUACCUUAAAGUGCUUGACCAAGGCGUCAACUGUCUCGCUUUAGACCCCGAUGUUUCCGACUCUGUUCUAUUCCGGUUCAGCUCGAAAUCCUCAGCUAUUCAAAACUCGCUCGGUGAACUAAAUCCAGGCCAAAUAGUCUACGUCUCAGCAUAUCUCACUAAACAUUUGACCGGUAUUGUAGAUCUUGAAGUCUCCACGGUUUACAUCUCUUAA
Messenger RNA from Puccinia graminis f. sp. tritici CRL 75-36-700-3, 528 nucleotides. RefSeq lists its product as uncharacterized. NCBI's taxonomy places the organism in Eukaryota, Fungi, Basidiomycota, Pucciniomycetes, Pucciniales, Pucciniaceae. Bases 1 to 528 code for a protein of 175 amino acids. The transcript has 3 exons. The record is from RefSeq and is a predicted model, not a curated record.